Messenger RNA from Linepithema humile (Argentine ant), 6304 nucleotides. RefSeq names its product opioid-binding protein/cell adhesion molecule homolog. Gene Ontology annotation, cellular component: neuron projection membrane. The record is from RefSeq and is a predicted model, not a curated record. Lineage: Eukaryota; Metazoa; Arthropoda; Insecta; Hymenoptera; Formicidae. Gene Ontology annotation, biological process: synapse organization.
AAAAACAAUAAACUUGGUGCGCAAUCGCGGUCACGAAGAGUUAUCGCCGAGCAACGAUAAUCGGCUAACAGUCAACGAUUGUCGUAACGGGGCAAAUGACGGAUCUUAUCGGAACAGAAAUAUGAUGUAUCGCGCGGUGACGGACGAGUGGCGCGCGAGAUUGGCUACGAGAGAAUGACAGUGACGUGUAUGUCGUUCACGGAUGUUGUUCAGUGCCGGGAUGCAGCAGUGAGUAACUGUCAAUAAAAGCGACGAGUGCGGCACAACGAGAUCGGUUUCGUCGUCGUCGUCGUCGUCGUCGUCGUCGUCGUUGUCGUCGUCUGCGGAGCAGGAGGGUGAAAACAGAGCUGCCCGAUACCGCUCGCAGAAACAUCCAGCAUGAAGGAUCAUCGAGGAGGAUGGCUGCGCGCCGUGCUGCCCCUGAUAACGUUCUUCCCUCAUCUGACGGAAUGCGCGGCCAAGAACGGGAGAUCGGUGGUGGAGCACCAUCCGCCGUCCUCUUACUGGGAGCAACCCUUUAGUCAGCCUUACUUCGACAACACGACAAAGAGGGAGACCACAACUACCGUUGGGCAAUCCGCUUACCUGCACUGCAGGGUGCGCAAUCUUGGCGAUCGCGCGGUUUCGUGGAUCAGGCAACGGGAUUUGCAUAUCCUUACUGUCGGCAUCCUAACGUAUACGAACGACCAGCGUUUCCAAUCGUUGCACAGUGAUGGCAGCGACGAGUGGACCCUGAAGAUCAGUUCGCCACAAGUGCGAGAUAGCGGAAUCUACGAGUGUCAAGUCUCGACGGAACCCAAGAUCAGUCAAGCUUUCAACUUGAGCGUAGUAGUCUCGAAGGCAAAGAUCAACGGCAAUUCGGAGCUCUACAUCAAAAGCGGGAGCGACAUCAAUCUGACCUGCAUCGUGCUGCAAACGCCGGAGCCACCAUCCUUCAUCUAUUGGUACAAGGGCGACAACGUGAUAAAUUAUAGCCAACGCGGGGGCAUUAGCGUCGUGACGGAAAAGCAAACGCGAACGUCACGUCUUCUGAUCAGCAGAGCGCUGCCAGCCGAUUCCGGCAAUUACACCUGCGCACCAUCCACAGCCGAGUCAGCCAGCGUCCUCGUCCAUGUGCUCAAUGGUGGGGGAGCAUCCGGCGGCCAUGCAGCACGGGAACUCUAGUAACAGCGGCGCAGCCACGAGGACGCUCGCGCUGCUCCUGUUGCUCCUGCACGCCGGCUCCUUCGCGAGGUGACUGGUCGAUCACGAGGCGCUGUAGUAAGAGAGUACGGCCGAUAGUUUCACCCAGGCGAGAUCGGGACGACCACGAGGAUGGUGCAAGGGAGGCGAAGCCAGAAGAGAAGACCAGGGGUGCACCCCACCCGCGCUAAUCACCCGCCGAACUCUAUAAAUCUCCGCCCCCGAUCUUCGCGACCGUCGAUCGCGAUCGACUCGGAAUAGCAAAGUGUGCGGAGGGGGCGAAGGAGAAGACAAUGUGCGGGGCUAACAGCGACCGCAAAGAGAGUUCGCCAACUUUGCUCUCGCUUCCGGAGCACGAAACCCAGCUAAUCCUGUCCAGUCCACAUUUCCUUGAGCGACCACCCCGUCUGCACGUCUCAUGCGAUUGCAUGCAUUCAUAACCACACGUCGAGGCUCACGCUACAACGAUUUCCACUGGACUUUUCAUUCGUAGCUUGUGUGACGCAUUGACGCCGACCGGGAUUGACAGAGCGUGUAGAUUCGCCGACGAGCGAACUGCUCGCGCGAACGAUCGAAUUCGAAGACGAGCGAACACGCGGAAUGGACUGACGCAUUUUGACAAGAACGAACGAUUUCUCUUAGGUCGGCGCGACGGGAUUAGCAUUUCUUUGCCGCCGGUCGGCGCCCGCGUAGAGACGAGGAAAUCUAUCGGCGAUGCAGCUGACUCCUGCGGAUCUCGAGAGGUAAGAACCAACCAUGUUUUCGUCCGAGACCGACCGGUGACCUAGUUACGCUGGCAAAACUAUCCUGGAAUUCCACUCAAUUUCUGGUCGCCGGAAGCGGUAUCGUUUCUUUCUCGUGGAGAACAAAUAUUUUGAGGUUCGUCGGACUUAUCCGCUCUCGCGAAAACUUCUGAGAUAUACGUAUAUAUGACGCGCUGCGUCAUACGAAUGUCUCGUAAGCCGCCGGAUGUGCACUUCGACCCGCUGAAACUUUACGUCGCUCUCGAGCGCAGCUUCUUUUCAAUCCGUCGCAGAUCGUCCUACGUGCAUUGCAAUCUCGUAUUCACAAUAAAGAAUUACUGCCACUGUUAGAAUAUCAAUUUACUGUCCGUUAAAAGAUAUAUAACGUGUGUUUAAAUUUGAAAUGCAUAUCUUAAAUUUAAUCUAUUAUAAGUCAGUGAGUGAAAUGAUUAUUUUACAUUGCAUCUUUCUAACACCAUUAAGAAACGGCCAUUUGACUGAAUGUUGAUCCCACGUUAUUCCAGAGUACAACAGCGAAGAAAAUAAAUUAUACAGAUUAGAGAAAUAUUAUAUCGUAAACCUACCUUUAUAAAUUUAUGACUGUCGGACCAUUUUGAAAAAAAGACUGCAAUUUUCUUCGCUGAACUUAGCGUCCUUUUAGUCCAUUUAGCGCGAAGAUUUUGCCAGAAAUAAAUAUUUCUCUCGAUCGUUCUCGCCGCCCGCUAUGGACUAGCAAACGGAAUCGGCUACGACAAUAAUAAUCGAUUUUCGCCUUUCGCGAAAGACGAAAAAGCCACUGAAGUAUCCCUAAAUUAUGCAGUCCGGACCGUGCGAAAUUCGUAGCUUGGCAAGGGAGAACGCCCGCAGUUUCGUCCGGCGUUCCAUUUGCAUCGCAGGACGCGGAAUUUACGAGCUCGGGAGUCGUCGAACCUCGAUGCGGCUAUGAGACCGUCGCCUAUCCGUGUGCGUGUAUGAUAGACCCGAUAAGUUAUAUAACUAAGCUCGACGUACCGUCGUUCGCGAGAGGGAAAUAUUGGCUUGGUCGAUACAAGGGUCUGGGCCGUUAUAUAUUCACGUUAUACCUGGUGCCUUGAUUAUGCUAAGGCAGAGCGCGCUCAACUUGCGUGCUUAAUUACUGCUUUAUGUGAUUAUUUUCCCUCAUAAUUGAAUGAAAACAGCUCGAUUUAUUCUUAUCGAUUUCAUUCUCGCGCAGAUAUUCUACUUAUUACGUUCAUCAAUAAUAUAUAACACGUAUUAGCUUUCUCUGGAAUUCUAUUUACAGGACGUAUUGUCACAAUUUGACUGUCUGACUCGGCACCAUCCGGUAAUAUCAAAUAUAUAUCAAAUUAAUUGCAUUCCAACCGAGAUGAUCGAGAUUGUAUCACGUAGCACGGUCUGGUGUGCGGUCGCAGUUAACGCAGCCAGCUGACGCGCCCGGAAUGUUCUUCGAAUAAAGUUGCAUCUAGCGUUCGGUCGCGGAUUGCGAACACCGUCGACCCGGGAAAUAUAUCGGGCGCGAAAGUGACGGAAAGUUUCUCUCGGAAAGCGGAGCCGCGGUGACGCGACGCCACGAAACGCCACGAACGCGAUUGAUUCGCGUGAUAAUUCCCUCGUUGGGAUCUCAAUGCGAUGGGAAGGCUCUCGUGAACCGCCGAUGGCGUUGAUUAAGUAUCCGAUGACAUCUGUGUCUCAACUUCUACAUAUCUUAAUCUGUCAUUACCGCUAAUUUUCCCUUCGCAAUCGAUGUCUCCUCUGAGUGACGCACGCAUUUUUAAUCACACACCAAAAUCAUGCAUCGCGAGUUCGCACACUGAUCAAGGCUUUAGUUCCGGAAGCGAGAAUACGAGAUUUGCCGGCGAAAAGGCGCGCGUGGAAAGCGCAGUGCGGACGACGCGCGAGAGACAAUGCGCGUGGGUGCGCGGACUCACGCUCGUUAAGAUAAUGUUAAGCUUUAAAUGAUAAAAAAAAAAUCGUAUCGUACUGGUCUAUCCGUGUAUACCUCUUCAUAGAUCUCUCCGAUCGCAGUGGGUUGGUCUCGUAGCGUGCACAGAAUCCGAGGCGCGUUGGAAAACGCGCUCGUAAUGCGCAAUGUGGAAUACGUCGUUCCGGAUAAUAACGCAUCGCGGCAUACUAUUUUCAAGGAACGCGCAUGACGCCGCUCGAUAAAUAUUCAGCCGCGCGACAGAUAGAGCUAUUGACGGUCGGGAAAAUCGAGAGAAAGAAAUCCUGAUCAUUGUUUGUUUUAUUCAGAUUUUUUUUGCAUUCUUCUGCAAACAAAUGGAAAAAUCAAUAAGUUAAAAGACGUAAUUGUACGACUAAAUAUACCCUAAUGCAUUUUGAAUUCGAUUUGUUGGAAAAAUAUUAGGUUACUAGAUAAAGGUAGGUAUACGUAACUAUUCAUUGUACUUUUAUUAAUGCUAUAUAAAACGAGAGAUGAAUAAUUUCGCUUUUUCAAAAAUGAAAAUACUGGAUUUGUAUAGAAAUCAAUAUAGAGUUAAUCAUCUAAAAAAUUUAAAAGAUAUAAAUAUUCUAAGAUAUUAACAUGAAUGAAAACGAAAAAUUUAAAUCCGUUCUUGUUGCAAUUUUAACGAUCUACUUUCUAACGAUCAAAUUUUAGAUUAUUUUAAAAUUCAAUAGAUGUACGAUUUUUAUUAUGAUUUAAUGAUCUUUUUAUUCUUGUUAUUUUUAGUCUUUUAUCAAUUUAUCUUUUUUCUUUUUUUAAAUUGUAAAACGAAGGAGCUUCAUACUGAUGAUACGAGAAUUUUAUAAAAAAUGUAAUAAAAAAAAAAUAGAGAGAAAUUUUUUUUAUUAUCUUCGCCUGCUUUAUCACUGACGAGUGAAAAUGAUUUUCGUGCCGAGUGUCGCCUUAGGGACACGAUACGCCUCGGAUACGCGUUAUCAGCAACGUGAUCGACCCACGAAUAGCCGUACUGUACAUACCUUCUUGAAUGUAACGAUCGCUGUAACUCUCUUCGGCAUGACUAAGAACCACGAUGUAACUUUUACUAAUUCACACUGUUAGAUCGAUCGAGUGCUUCGUCAGGUGAAACGCAGUCAUUGCACGAGACUCCCAUCAUCAAUCAGGAUGAAUAGGUCUGGAUGAUCAAUGGUUUGGCAAUAGAAGUUCUGAAUGUAGUGGGUGUAUUUUUUCCAGCUAAAUUAAAUUGAAACUCUCGGACGAAAGAAAGAGGAAAGGUUGCAUUGCAAAAUUGAAUGUUUUAUCGCCGUGAUUAUUGCGCUGGGCAAAAUCAGUCGGUACUGUCAAUAGAGAGAGAGAGAGAGAGAGAGAAAGAGAGAGAAAGAGAGCGAAAGAAAGAUAUCACUUGAUCUCCAAACGAAUCGACCAUCGGAUCAAAGAUUAGGAAGUAAUUGCCGAGAAAAGUAAUUAGCGAAGAUGCAGCACAACUUUGUAAAUAAAAUAAAUUCGAUUGUAUUGUCACGGCUCGCUCGUACGAACCAGAAGUGCGCAAGACGCGAAAUCUGUCACUAAAAUCUUUUCCGAAUUUAACGCGUCCAAUCGUUUCGCUCACGUCUUACUCUCUUCUCGAUUUACAGAUGCACCGAAGUGCAGAGAUAAAUAUUAACUCUUCCGCUACCAAGAGGGAGAAGCUUUGCUCUCGGACAGAGAUACAACGGAAAAACUGCUUUGGGGAAUAAUUUUGGAAUUUCGCCAGGUAAUGGAAGAGUUAAACAGUCCGACAUAUCGCGAUGAAAUUUUGCGCACCUCUGAGUCCGAUAUUUCGCGGGCGAUCGAAAGGUUUCCGCUAAUGUAAGAGACGGCGAAGAGAACGCACGACGUGGUUGUAUGUUCCUGAGAGAAGAGUUCCCGAAAGAGCGUAUUCCCGGUGAACGGCGGUUCCGCCGUCUGUUUUCGAGCAACGGGAACGAGUUUCGCAAAAUCCACCAUUGCCAUGUUGCACAUCCUUUCUCCCGCUCUCCUUUCACCCAUCGACACCCCGUCAUCCCACUCUUCCCCCGUGCUUUUUUAUACGCCGAACGAGAUCUGUCCUCGUUAGUACUUGUAAAUGGCUUUCGCGCGCACGCGGAUGUCGCUAAUCCUGCUUCUGUAUAUUCCGAAAAGGAUAUGAAAGCGAGACGGACGCGGGCGCGAUUAAUUGACUCGCGCGAGCCGCGAGCCCCCGAGCUCGCGUCCGAACGAGAACGACUGGUAGCGAGUAAGUUUAACCCGAUUGUACGAGAUCAAUUACUUGUUAGCACACGAGCGAUCAGCGUACGCUCUUAGUGACACUACUCAAAGGAUGUUUAACGAAACGUACCAUUAAUGUAUAUAUAAACGAGCAGUACCGACUUUAUCGUUUAUGUUGAAUCCAAUUGUACCAGAAUUCGUAAGGCAAUUAAAAGAGAAGAAAUAACGAUUA